ACAACUGCAAUAAUUACACAUCAACACUCUUUUGGCCACACAUCCCUAUCCGCAAUUCUCGUUUUUUCUACUAAAGUUCGUGCAACUUAAGCAUUAGCGGAGAUUUGUUCAUACCGCGUUUUAAUUUAAUUUCAAUCUUUUGGUUUGUACACAAAUAGAAAAGGUUUUCAUGUAAUGCACGUCUGUUCUUAGGCUUGGUUCUCGUUAUUUUUGCCUCGUGUUGCCCCAAAACUAACUUAUGCUGGUAAAAUUCAAUAGAAUAGCUUCUUUAUACAAGGAUCGAUCAUCUUCAAACUCAUUGGCGUUGUUUCGUGCUAUAUCAUCAACAAAAGUAAUUGAUUGAAUAUUUAUAGCUUAACGACCAUCAACUAUGAAUAUACCCAAUCAAUAUCUAGAAAAAACAGAAGAAGUUGCUGAUCAGGUAAUAAGAAAGGGAAAAUAUGUCCUACCACACGUCGCGCGAUUGUGCCUGAUAGCAACAUUUCUGGAGGAUGGUAUCCGCAUGUGGGUGCAAUGGAAUGAACAACGUGAAUAUAUGGAUAUGAACUGGGGAUGUGGCAAAUUUUUGGCCACGACUUUCGUUCUUAUCAAUCUAUUAGGGCAGAUAGGAGGUUGUGUCAUGGUGUUAGGACGUUUGAAAGUGAGCAUCGCUUGUUGGAUAUUGUUUGGCAUAGUCGUUCUGCAAACCAUCGCGUAUUCGGUCCUGUGGGAUAUACAGUUCCUGUUACGUAAUCUUGCCCUUAUUGGCGCUCUUCUACUCGUUCUUGCGGAAUCCCGGGGAGAAGCACGAUCACUUUUCGCAGGCGUUCCAUCGCUCGGAGAGAACAAACCGAAGAGUUUCAUGCAGCUGGCCGGGCGUGUUCUUCUUGCUUUCAUGUUCAUUACACUAAUACGCUUUGAAUUAAGUUUCUUGCAAAUCCUACAAGAUAUCGUCGGAUCCAUAUUAAUGGUUUUAGUAACGAUUGGUUAUAAAACUAAGCUCUCAUCUCUUAUUUUAGUUGCAUUGUUAACAAUCCUAAAUCUUUACCAUAAUGCAUGGUGGACCAUACCAGCAUAUAAACCUCUGCGCGAUUUUUUGAAGUACGAUUUCUUUCAGACGCUCUCUGUCAUUGGUGGCUUAUUAAUGAUUGUCUCGCUCGGGCCGGGUGGCGUUUCGAUGGAUGAGCAUAAAAAAAAAUGGUAAACAGACACACGUACACUUUAGCAGGAAACCAAUAGCAUCAAUUUGAAUUACAUCUUCUGCUGCUCUGAUAAUAUUAUUUCUGUAUUGAAGUUCACAGACGGAAGACAAAACAUUAAAUAUUUUUUGUUGGAUUAUAAUCAUUCCUAUAAAAAAAUAAAAACAAAAAAGCUUGUUUUUAUGCGUAAGUGUAAAUGACAGUAAACGCAUAAUUUUUGACUUGAAAAAACUGUUUUGUUUUGCGAAUUUCCUUAAUUGAAUUGCUAUCAUAAGGAAAACACUUAAACUGCGUUUGAAAAACGAACUCUAAUAAAACAAACAUUAUAUUAUCAAAUUGAUGGCUAGAUAGUUCCAUGGCUCAUGAAAUGCAUCAGAACAUGACUUCAUAGUUAACCAUGCGAGUAUCAAACUUCACAUUUAUGAUGUAUUUUCGUAAGCACAAAUCAACACACAGUUUUAAAUAAUGAAUAAUUUCUCUCCGGGAUCGGCAUUUUGUUAAUUUUAUUCAUGUGUAGUAAACAAACUAAGAUUGUGAUUGUCAACUUGAUUGAAUAAAGAGAUACAAAAUACAAGUAUAGUAAUAAAGAGCAAUAUUUUAGUUACUGCUCUCACUUUACCGGUAAAUUUCUAAUGAAUUUCAAGUUUACGUUGCAUCGAGUUUAGAUACCCUUACCCUUCGCAUGGUACGAGAUAACAAAUCUUACUGAAAUGAUAUAGUUUAAUGCACCAUGCACCAAUGUUCCAUCCCGCAAAAAUAAGCAAUAACGUAAUAAUUUUUAAUGACACUUAAAAGUAACCCAUUGGGGUUUAAAUCGGUACUGUAUACCCAACCCACUUAAAAACAAAACGCAUCAACAGUUUAUUUCAUGUUUUCUUAAUUGUAAUAUUUUUUUUUAAAUAACAGCUCAAGGUGAUCUUGUGCAGAUCUGGUUUCAGUGCCGGUUUUCACACGACAGGACCGGAAAUAAAUUCCCCUUCGGAACGUCCCCCCGAAGCAACGACUGAC
Molecule: messenger RNA, 2186 nt
Organism: Anopheles stephensi (Asian malaria mosquito)
Lineage: Eukaryota; Metazoa; Arthropoda; Insecta; Diptera; Culicidae
Gene: Surf4
Product: surfeit locus protein 4 homolog
Exons: 4
Coding region: 371-1183 (270 amino acids)
Biological process (GO): Golgi organization
Cellular component (GO): endoplasmic reticulum-Golgi intermediate compartment; endoplasmic reticulum; membrane
Source: RefSeq, a predicted model, not a curated record